CGACUAUUUAACUACACAACAUUAAAAAAUUGAAGCAAUAAAAAGUUUCUCUUUGAUUCUUGAUAUAUAUACAAAGAGAUAUUAGAUUUAACUAUAUAUUUACCAUUUUUGUUGCAUUGUUUAUAUAAUUCACAAAUUUUUUGAGCAUGAUUUUCUAAUCAUAAAUUUUCUACAGCUAUACUCACUAUUAUCAGUUUUUUUCCAAAGCUAACUUUUCCAAACUAUAAAGAAUAAAAUCGGGAGAAAUGAGUCAGGACUUUCUGAAGGAGCAGGAGCGGAUCUCGUUGGCAGAAGAGUUGAUGGACUUGGCUCUGAUGGCCAAGGGGACCCAGAAGUUGUUCGCUCUCAUCAAUAAAGAGUGUGUGUUUGACCUCGAGAAGCUGCAGAGUAAACUGAAUGGCCUGACGAAGGCAGAGAGAGAUGCACUUGAAACCAAACAGUUAUUCGACGUGGUGAACGAUCUAACUAAGAAGAAGAAAGAAGCAGAUCUUCUGGCAGCCCAGCAACUAGAAGCACUCAGGGCCGCCGAGGCAGAACAGCAGCGACUGCGAGAACUCAUGGCGGCUCAGGGGGACGAAAAAGACGGCGAACAAACGAAACUUCUAGAAGAACUGCAGGAAAUGUUUGACGCAGAACGUGAACAACUUAUGGCCGAGAACGAAGAGGAGAAGCAAAAAGAGUUAGAAAAGGCGCGAAAAGCAGCCGAGGCUGAAAGAGAAAAAAUGCGAAAAGAACACGAAAAACUUCAAGCUCAACUGAACUCUAAAUUUGGAAGUCUAGGAGACAAGUUAGGUCGGGCGGAAGCGGAAAAAGCCGACCUUGAAGCCGAAUUAGAAAAACGAGACGAUCAAUUGAGUCGUGCCGAAACCGAGAUGGCCGAGUUGCAAUCGGAGAUGGAGAACCGAGAGGCGAAGAUGAACGAACGACUAGCUGAAGCCGAGAAACGAAUAAAGGAAGCACAGAAGCGCGCCAGUGACGCUGCGAAGAAACGAGAAAAAGAACUGGAAGACCAAAUUCGAAAACUUCAGCUCUCUCUGGACGAGUCUGCGGCGCGUUUGGCAGAGUUGGAGAGUAGCCAGAGCAUGGCUAAGCUGGGAGAGAUGGAGGAGAAGAUAGGGAAACUGUAUUGGGUCAACAAGGAACUUAUCUCACAAAUCAGAGAGAGGGACUCACAAGCGAAGCGAUUGCAGGGUGACUACGUGAGUCUGCAGCAGGAGGACCAGCUGAAGAACCUGCACAUAGACACUCUGGAUGCAAAGGGGAGGGAGAAGGAGCACCAGAGGGACAUCCUGCUCAUGACCAAGAAGGAACUGGAACAAACCAACGCACGUCUGGACAAACUAACUGAGGAUCACAAACAUCAACUAGACAAGAGCCAGAAAGAAUUGGACGUGUUGAAGCAGGUACUGGACCAGAAGAACUGUGAGUUAGAACAGAUGCACUCUCUGGCCCAGAAUUGGAAACCCAAAGUAGAACAGCUGGGCGAGAGGGAGAUGGAACUCAUGCAAGUAAAGAAUGAGCUUCAGAGAGUUCAACUGUCCUUUUUGAAGGUGAAGGAGGAGUUGGAGAAGGAGGGGAGAAGGAGGGAAGUGAUGAGUGAGGAGAGGGAGAGGGAGAGGGAGAAGAGACAGAAGAAUGACUCACAACUGCAGCUCCAACUGGACACUCUCAAGAAACAAGUGGAGAAGACCAAGAGAGAUCACAGGAGCAAAGAGGGUAAAUCAACAGAAUUAUUUUUUGCCCUGGAGGCCAGAGAAAACGAGAUCAAAUGCCUGAGAAGCCGAAUCAACGACCUAGAAAUUUACCUAACCAAAUCCAUAGCCAUCAAUAAACAGUUGGAGCGAGGAACUUUAGAUGUCAGGCUUUCGAAAUCAAUGAUGGAAUAGCACAAUAAGGACUCGCAAUUGUGUCAAUUUGAUAUUAAAACCAGUUUAUAAAUAAGCUUUUACUUUCGACAUCAAAAUAGAAACCUUAAUCAUCACCUUAGUAACAAUAACUGUGAUAAAGCUUUACAGUUCGAUUAUCUAGCCACUUAUGUGAAUUAAACCGUUCAUUUUGUAGUUUUAUAAAUAACGAAUAUUUUCAAAUUUUUUA
Molecule: messenger RNA, 2094 nt
Organism: Symsagittifera roscoffensis
Lineage: Eukaryota; Metazoa; Xenacoelomorpha; Acoela; Convolutidae
Product: trichohyalin-like
Exons: 8
Coding region: 246-1886 (546 amino acids)
Source: RefSeq, a predicted model, not a curated record